AUGGAUCCUCCAAUUGAUAAGGAAAUUUUGGCAUCAGUUGAUAAUCAUGAUCCGUAUCGCAUGUUGCAAGAAUCUCUUAAAUAUCUUGAGAUGGUGUAUAAUAGAUCUAAGGAAGCACCAAAAUCUUUAUAUUCUGAAAACCAAAUCGAGACUAAAAUAGAGAAAUUGAAGCAGGAGCUGAGUCUGUUUUCAUCUGAAGCUAUUGGGAACAAAGAAUGAGCAAAUUUGAUGCUAGAAUUAUCAAAAUCCUAUAGAAACAUAAAUGAAAUCAUGACCUCCAAAAGUAUCCUCUUAGAAGGGAUCGAAAAAUGCCAAGAUAGUGACAUUUUGAUUGAGCUCAAAAAACACUUGGAAUCUCUGGACGAGAAAAUGGACGGAAGCGAAGAAUACAAGGAAUUCCAACAGAUUUUUAAAGAACAAGUUUUAAGUGAAGGGAGCUUAUGGCACUUGGUUUCUAAACUAUGGUUUGACGCAUGGUCAAGUUACAGCCGUGGUGACUCUGUUGAGCAUCCAGGAAUGAUUUCUAAUGGGAAUUUAAUAGAAAAUAUUGACGCAGACAAAAUUAUUCUUGACCCUUUACCAUGCAAAAGCUACACUAAUGUAUUUUUGAAAAAAGGAAUUUUAGAAGAAAUUGACUAUGUGAUUUUAAGUAAGGAAGCUUAUAGCUUCCUAGUUAAGAAAUACGGGCAUGAUAAUACAGAGAUUAAGCGCUGGUGCAUUUCCAUAUCUCAAGACGCAAGCAUUUUGCAAGUGGAGGUGCAUUUAAAACCAAUACAGAUUAUUUGGGUUUCUGACAGUAAAAAAGCCAAAAAAGUUAUCCAAAUAAGUCGAAAAGAAACUAUAAAAAAUCUGAUAGAAAAAUUAGAAAGAAUCCAUCGGUGCCCUCAGAAUACAGCAUCCAAGCUAUGGAAAAUCGAUCCAAACUCCAAAAUUGAUAAGCUGUUCCAAAAUGGUCAAAGUGUUGUAUUAAAAGGAGCUAUGCUACUCAAUGAACGCGAAGACCUUGAAAACUGCGAAAUUGCUGACGAAGACCUGGUGCUUUUUGAGUCCAAAUCUAAAAACGGGUUGUGGAAAAUUAAUUUAUCACACGAAGACUUAUGCCCUUCUUGCCAAAAUCCAGGAAAUUUGCUAUGUACAGCCUGUCGCAAAGUGAAAUACUGCAGCACAGCAUGCCAAAGAUCCCAUUACAAGGAACAUAAAGAAUUCUGCAGACACAUAAAAAUUUCUGAAACUCAAUCAUCAACUUCUAAUGGGCUCACAGGUCUCCAAAACCUAGGAAACACUUGCUUCAUGAACUCUGCGUUACAAUGCAUUGCUCAUACACUGCCACUGACCAAUUUCUUCAUAACAAACGAGUUCCAGCGUGAUAUAAACACAAAUAACCCUCUUGGUACAAAAGGAGCUGUUUUAGCCUAUUCAUAUGCAGACUUAAUAAAAGAAAUGUGGACGAAUUCCUCAUCAAUUUCUCCUUGGAGCUUUAAAAAGACAAUAGCGAAGUUUGCUCCACAGUUCACAGGGUAUCAGCAGCAUGAUUCACAUGAGCUUUUAUCGUAUCUUUUGACCGGACUUCAUGAGGAUUUGAAUAGAGUGAAAAAGAAGCCAUAUACAGAAAAACCAGAAACCGAUAAUAAAUCAGAUCAAGAAGCGGCUCAUGAAGCCUGGGAGUGGUUUUUGAUGAGAAAUCAAAGUAUUAUUGUGGAUCUGAUGUAUGGGCAAUGCAAAUCUACACUGACAUGCCCCCAUUGCAACAGAAUUUCUAUCACUUUUGACCCCUUUUUGAGUUUUUCUGUGUCUAUACCUAAUUUUGAAGCUAAAGAAGUGACUAUUUAUUAUGCAGGAAUGAAUUCAGAACCUCCAUUAGUGAAGCAAACCUUUAUGAUGAAUAUGAAUGGAACUAUAGGGAGGUUAAAGGAACUCUUCACUUACACUUAAUUAGAUUAUAGAAAAACUCCCUGUCGGGAUCCAAAGAUCCUUAUUUCAUUCCAUAACGCUCCACUCGUCUGAUUCGCAGACAUAGCUUGACCUUCAAAGUCUUGCUCCUAUCAGACAUGGGCCUGCACCGUACCGUGUGUCAACAGGGUUCCCCCAUUGGGAAUUCUAAAGGUUGAAUUUUCUGGUCGACUCUUGCGAAUAUGGAAAUCCGUAGCCCAGGGUGUAACUCCUGGCUUUCACGCUGGGGAAGUUCCAAAUGUUCUAGACGAACGCCAUUGGCACUGCUGGGAAGCCCUAUUCCAACUUCUGGACUUAUCUCCCACUGAGGUGGCAUUGGAGUAAAACCUGCAGUCGGCCAAACCGGCAUUGCGCUUUACGAAACCAAGAAAAACCUAGCUGGAUAUGCAUAUCGAACGCCAGCCUCCCUCCUCAAGGUCUUGGCAUCCUUUUGGAUGUCGGCUACAGGAUUUAAGAGGGUGGGCUAAUUAACCUAUAUAUGAGUUAAAAGAACUCAUAAAGCUAAGUUUUAACGCUGCUGGGGUAAUUAUUUGCUGAUAUAAUAAAUUUACCUUAAAAGGGGUCGUGAACGAUGAUAUUGAAAUAGGAGACAUUUCUAGUCAAAGAAUACUUAUUGCGUUCGAGACUCCUGAAAGCAUGGAAAAUAGAGAAGUUUUGCCUAUUUAUAUAAGACAGAACCAAAAAUCAAUGCUGUCAGGGCCGAACAGAAUUCCAGCUUCCUUUGUGAGACUGGUUUUUCCACAUCAUAAUGAUUCUCUUGCAAAUAUCCAUUUAAAAGUUGCAUUAGCUAUCAAACCAUUACUCCAAGAAAAAUAUAAUCGUAGGCUUGAUAAUAUAUCAGAUAUAAAAGAUCUUUCCUACGAAGAGCUUUACCAGCUGAAUAUAGUAAACGCUUCAAAAUCUGCAGAUGGCUAUUUCACCACUUCAAAGCUUCCUUGCGAUUUUUGUGGAAACCCUAAAUGUGAAAACUGCCCUUUGCCAUUCACAGAAGAGGAAUCAUUUAUAGAUAUUCUUGAAAAAAUGAAAAAUUACGAUGGAACACUUUCUUUAGAAGUAUUAUUUUCUCACAAAAUAAAAGAUUUCCAGUCUAUCAACUCUUUUGAAGACAAAGAAAAUUUCCAAGACCCACAAUUGGAACGAAAAAGAAAAUUGACUCUUUAUGAUUGCUUAGAUUAUUCUUGCCGACCAGAAAAGCUGGAUGCACAAAACGAAUGAUACUGCAAUAAAUGCCAAAAGCAAGGCCAAGCAGUAAAACUGUACCAGAUCUACAAGCUUCCACAAAUUUUGAUUUUACACCUUAUACGAUUUAGGUCAAGGUCUUAUUGGACACAGAAAUUGUCAGCGCCAGUAGAGUUUCCAUUAGAAGGGCUUGAUUUGAGUAAUUAUGUGUUAGGGGAUAAAUCUGGGGCUGUUUAUGAUUUAUAUGCAGUUUCUAAUCACUAUGGAGGGCUAGGAGGAGGACACUAUACAGCAUAUGUGAAAGAUGUGAAAACUGGGGACUGGAUGGAUAUGGACGAUUCAAUGGUAUCAAAAGCUAAUAGCGAAAGUGUAGUUUCGCCUGCAGCUUACAUAUUAUUUUAUAAACGUAGGUAA
Molecule: messenger RNA, 3543 nt
Organism: Blepharisma stoltei
Lineage: Eukaryota; Ciliophora; Heterotrichea; Heterotrichida; Blepharismidae
Source: the annotation of a GenBank genome assembly